Columba livia (rock pigeon) is the source of this 4238-nucleotide messenger RNA. RefSeq names its product DNA cross-link repair 1A (gene DCLRE1A). Bases 609 to 3587 code for a protein of 992 amino acids. The transcript has 9 exons. Gene Ontology annotation, biological process: double-strand break repair via nonhomologous end joining; interstrand cross-link repair. The record is from RefSeq and is a predicted model, not a curated record. Lineage: Eukaryota; Metazoa; Chordata; Aves; Columbiformes; Columbidae. Gene Ontology annotation, molecular function: damaged DNA binding; 5'-3' DNA exonuclease activity.
AAAAGGCGCUGAGGAGGAGGAGCCCGCGGCCUUCGGGAACGGCGGGACAGGUCGGGAGGCGGCGGCCUCGGUACCUGUGGCGGCAACGCGGGGCAGCGGCCCUCGGUGCCCGUGGCGGGAGACUCCGGGGAGGCAGCGGUGGGGAGCGCGGCCCCUCCCGGCAGUGCCGUGCCGGUGUCGGCCUUCGCCGUGCAGGGACUCCCGGCAACGGUCCCGCAGCCGAACUCUUCUGCAGUGAGGUGGAGAUCAGAGGAACCGGGCUUCACCUUCCGAGGCCGGGUUAGGUGCUUACGAGAGGGAUAACUUAAGGCAAUGGCUCACCCUGCAAGUCUUUCUGCAUCCUGCAGGCUCGGGGUUUGUCUAACAGGAGUAAUUACAAAUACUGAAAGAGACGCUCAUUAAAUUAUUUUUAGGGUAGUAUCCACCAUGCUUCUGUCCCAUCACGGACUACUCUCUUGUUUGUGGCCCAGUAUUGCUUAUUUAAAAUGGAGUUCAAGUGCUUUUCUGCAGGUAGUGAAGGCGCAAGGAAAGAGAGAACAUAUUAGAGGAAGAAAAGGUAGAUUUGUGAACUGUUAUUUAAAAGCAAGCAGAAUAUUUCAUGUGUUGCCAUGUCUGAAGAUGCUUUAUUGGAAGAGGACAUUUGGGAGUACAAAUCUAUUAGGAAGCAAAAGCAUCAGAGUAAUUCAGAGAGCAUCUCUACACCUGUGCAGAAAGUAGGUGAUGGCAAGUGCAGGCCAAAAAGAAAGAGAAAUGGAAAUAAAAAAACAUCUGUAGAAAAACCUGAUGAUCUUCAGAAAAGCGAGCAGAAAUCAAGGCCAAAUCCAGAUGUAGAUCAAUGUAAAGAUGACAGCAGUGUGCACUCCCAGGAAAGCGUGAGUAGCCUGACGGAGCAAAGCUCACAAAAUGCUAAGCCUGUUCCUGAUGGAUACUGCCCGAGCUGCCAGAUGCCUUUCUCUUUGCUAUUGGUCCAGACACCUCGGUGGCACGCUGCUGAAUGUUUGGAUACUCCAGGAUCCACUCAAAAAGAGUGUCCUGAUGGAUUACUGUGCAAUUCCACUAUCCCAUCCCACUACAAGCGCUAUAGCCAUUUUCUACUUGCAGCAAGCAGAGCAGGGGAUUAUCUUGGGGACUCUUCAGCAAGCACUUUGGAAGAGCAGAUGAUACAUUCUACUGCUGUAAAGCCCAUCUGUUCCCCAAGUCAUGCAGAAAUUUCACAGAAUGAGAAACCAUCUAAUAAUGUAAAAAAUGUCAGAAAUGACGCCUCUUUGUUGAUGGUACAGAGUUCACCACAAAUGAAGUCUCUAAAUAUAAUCAGUAAAAGUACUUCCUCUUUUGCAGAUAUUCAAAAGUCUGAACAGACAGGUCAGCUUACGCAAACCACAGAUAAUAGUUGUAAAUUUGAAUUUUAUGACUUUGCAGCCUCUCAAGAAAGUGGAACAGAAGAUCUUUGUAGUCAGAAAGAUACAAGUCAGCCAAGUCUACUACAGUCAAAAGCUGACUUCAGUGAUUGUGAAAUUUCCUAUUCUCCACUGAGUACUUUUGAGGAAAGUGAAGAGGAAAGCGAGGAAGAGAAGAAGAAAGUAAAAUUAUCACAAAAUAAAUUAUUCGAAGUCCAGAACUUUGAAGAUGAAGAAUCUAAUUCUGUGGUGUUUAAAACACCUAAUGAACUUUUCUUAAACCAGAAGCCUCAGUAUGAGCUCACCAAAAUGGGAAACUUCGUAACUAAAAAAACACACUGUGAGGAAAUGAAUACAAUGAACUAUCUAGAUCACAGUAUGAAGACUGUUUCUCAGCAUCUCAUGAACAGCAAGUUUUGUAAUUCAUCAUGUGUAGAUCAUCAGCAAGAGGCACUACCCAGUGGAUCCUCUUUUCCUCUUAAUUGUGAGGAUGUUGAACAGCUGGAAUUCAUUUCCUCUGCUGCUAAAGCAGGAAACACAGAGUCAGAAGAUACUGGUGCUUUGGAUUCUGCAUACAUGAGUUUUGCUGAGACCUCAUCAGUGCUAGUCAGAGGAGGUGUUGGGUCUCCUCUGACACAGAAAAGUAAUGUUUUGAGGGACCCAAGUAACACUUUAACUAAUGCAGAUAAAAUGAUUGCCGACGCAGUCGAAAAAGCACCUCAUCGGGAGAGUUUGCAGUCAGUACUGGAGAAAGAAGGAAAUCUUAAUACAGCUGCUGUGUGCUUUCCCAGCCCCACCUCUAAAACAGGGUCAUCUCUUUCUUUAGCAAGUAUGAAUGCCAAGUCCGGUUCUGCAAAAGAACUUAAACAAAUGGACAUUGGUGUUUUCUUUGGGUUAAAACCCAAAAUAAAAGAGGAAAGCGAAGGAGAGACUUGUUUGAGUCAGGGAAAUCAGAUACCAAGUUCAGUAACUCCCAAUGGAAAGAGGCCCAGACAGGGAAAAAGGAAAGCAGGAGGGUCUGUGGAAGAUGUAGGAGCAGUUACAGAAAGUUCAAGUGCAAAUGGAGCCUGUGCAAAUGUAAGUUCUGGUGGCCAACGAAGAUGGAGAAAAAAGCUAAAAAAAUUACCUGUUGCAGGUGAAGGCACAGGAAAAAAACACUGCCCAUUCUACAAGAAAAUACCAGGAACGGGUUUUACAGUUGACGCCUUCCAGUAUGGAGAAAUUGAAGGCUGCACAGCUUAUUUCCUUACUCAUUUUCACUCUGAUCACUAUUGUGGGCUAACAAAAAACUUCGCAUUUCCAAUCUAUUGUAAUAAGAUUACUGGCAACCUGGUGAAGGCCAAACUUCGAGUCAAAGAGGAGUACAUCCAUGUGCUGCCGAUGGACACAGAGUGCAUAGUCAAUGGGAUCAAAGUGUUGUUGCUCGAUGCCAAUCAUUGUCCAGGCGCAACAAUGAUCCUUUUCUGUCUACCCAGUGGAACAGUUAUUCUGCACACAGGAGACUUCAGGGCAGAUCCUUCUAUGGAGCGCUACCCUGCUUUGGUUGGUCAACAAGUCCACACCCUUUACCUCGAUACCACAUACUGUAGUCCGGAAUACACUUUUCCUUCUCAACAAGAGGUUAUCCAGUUUGCUGUCAAUACUGCCUUUGAGACAGUUACUUUAAACCCACGUACUCUAGUUGUCUGUGGCACGUAUUCCAUUGGAAAAGAAAAAGUUUUUUUAGCAAUUGCUGAAGUUCUGGGUUCAAAAGCAAGUAUGUCCCGCGAUAAGUACAAAACGCUGCAGUGCUUGGAGUCAGCAGCUGUUAAUUCCCUCAUCAGCGUGGACUGGGGUGGUACUUUGCUUCAUGUUCUUCCCAUGAUGCAAAUUAAUUUUAAGAGUUUGCAAGAUCACUUGUAUAAGUUUUCUGAGAAUUUUGAUCAAGUUCUGGCUUUCAAACCUACUGGAUGGACCUACUCUGAUUCCUGCCUUUCUCUGGUGGAUAUCAAACCUCAGACAAGAGGAAGGAUCACUAUAUAUGGGAUUCCUUACAGUGAACACAGCAGUUACCUGGAAAUGAAGCGUUUUGUUCAAUGGUUGAAGCCACAGAAAAUCAUCCCCACUGUAAAUGUCGGUGACUGGAGAGCCAGAAGCUCGAUGGAGAAGCAUUUUAGAGACUGGAUGAUUGAGGGCAAUAGGCAUAAAUAAAUAUAAGGAAGAAUGUAUAUUUCAAAGGAGGUAGGCUGGAGUGGGAACUGUGAGUUUUAUUUAACUCCAUUUUCCACAGAGCUUUCUUUAGGGAGGACUAAGCUGCUGUUUUCCUGAGAAAGCUGAAUUUUUUUAAAAAUGCACCUUGCUUGCUCAUAUACCUACUACUUAUUUUUUCCAUAACUUAGUAACUUCUUUGCAAAUAUCUAUUUCAGGUUAUUUUUAUUUUACUCCUUUUUCCCCAUUCUUAGUUUUCCUCAGCUUAUGAAGAUGCUCAAAUGUAUAAUGCUGGGAAAGAAAACACUUCCAGGUUACUCAUUUCUGAAAAUAAGCUAAUUGUAAGAAGAGAGGCAAUACCAAGCUUAUGUCACAUGCUAUCAAUUCAGGCUUCAGAGAAGCUCGUUUCAUGAAGCAGAACUGGCUGCAGCUUAAAUCAUGUAAGCAAAAUUUACUUGACUCAGGCUCUUGCAGCCUAUGUACUUUGGAAAAUGAUUUUUAUAAAAGGCAUUGCUACCUACAUUCCACUCCAGAUUUUUAGGUUUGUUUUUUGGGAGUUUUGUGGGGUUUGUUUGUUUGGUUUGUGGGGUUUUUUUUGUGUAUGUGUUGGUUGGUUUUUUUUUUUUAAUAAAGAAUGUACAGGACGUACAUGAA